Neltuma alba is the source of this 632-nucleotide messenger RNA. RefSeq lists its product as uncharacterized. Bases 12 to 632 code for a protein of 206 amino acids. The record is from RefSeq and is a predicted model, not a curated record. The transcript has 6 exons. Lineage: Eukaryota; Viridiplantae; Streptophyta; Magnoliopsida; Fabales; Fabaceae.
GUUCGUGAAGGAUGGAAAAUCGCGUCGUUUGUGGAUGGGUAGCUGGUGUUACUUGCUUAUUUCUUGCACUGAUGAUGGUGACCCCAAGAAUUCCUCAGCCUCAAAACUACCAUGAUUUCGCCGACAAACGCCAAUUCUUUGGCAUUCCCAAUGCACCUGAUGUGAUAUCAAAUUUUCCAUUCCUGUUUAUUGGACUCAUUGGGCUUAGACUUUGCAAUUGUGGGAAUUAUUUUAAGAUCAGCUCACAAGGUGAAAGAUGGGGUUGGACGUCAUUCUAUAUUGGCAUGACUGCUGUUGCAUUUGGUUCUUCAUACUAUCAUCUCAAGCCAAAUGACGAUUGCCUUGUGUGGGAUAGAUUGCCGAUGACUGUUGGCGCUGUAUCAGUCCUAGCAAUAUUCAUCAUUGAAAGGAUUGAUGAGAAGAAGGGAACAAUGUCAAUCAUACCUUUGAAUGUGGCGGGCAUAUUCAGCGUUGUGUAUUGGAGGUUAUAUCAGGACCUUCGUCUUUAUGGUCUGGUCCAAUUUGUGCCAUGUAUUGCCAUUGCUCUCAUUGGUAUUUUGGUGCCUCUAAAGUACACACAUUCAACAUACUGGCUCUGCUGGGCCGCAGGAUUUUAUCUUCUAGCUAGCUAG